UUUUAAGUAAAAACCCCUCUGCACUCUCCAUCUGUCGACCUCUCUCUCUGGAACUCUCUCCCUCCUCUCUUUCAACGUCAUAACCACCGGAACCCGCCAUUCACAGCCACCAGAAUCCUCCCAUUCCUCUCGACCACCCAUCUGAACUCAUGCUUUUCUUCUUCCACUGAAGGUUUCUAUCGAAGCUCGAACUCUUGAAGUCGUCAUCCACUCCUUGAUAGCCCAUCGUUCGCUGCUCUCAGUUCCUAUCGCCGCUGUUGGACUUGGUCCGUCCGAACACCGAGGCAAUCUUCAGAUUUCAUGGAUCAACCUGCUAGAAAUGAGCAUAUAAUUCAAUGAGACCAGACCAUACUUAAAAGUUUCGGUAUACGGUCAGUCUAUUUAAGGUCCAAGUUUUCAGUUUCCGGUUCAUCUUUAUGGCCUACAAACUGUUUGGCACUGGUUCUUGGUUUGGGACCUAACCCCGUCAAACUGGAAUGAACUUUUAAUCGGUAGACAGGCCCUUUCAACCCCCAAGCAUCCCUCAUCCUUUUGAAUUCUAAGUUCAUUCCUCAAUGGCUAUAACUAUAGUUUCAAAUAUGCAAACCCAACGGCUAAUUUUGAGAAAUGUAGCUCCCAGAACCCUCACAACCUUCACAAAACCAACCAAGUACUCACUCUUUCACUCUCAUAGACCUCAUUCUUUUGCUUAUUGUCCACCAAAUGACCUGGAACUUGGUCUUAAAAGUAUGCAAUCCCAAGAACUCUGUAGUAGUACAAGCCAAGAACCGUUUUCGUCAGCUUCUCUAUCAGAUUCUCUUUUGGUGGAAAAGAUUUUAUUAGGUUUGAAGCAAGGUACCCUCACGUCCUUGCGCAGUUUUCGGUUAAACCCAUUUCUUAUUGUUGAAGUUCUUUCUCGCUGCCGUGAAAAUUUGCAACUGGGUCUGAAGUUUGUUGAUUUGAUUCUGUUAAAUAGCCAUAAUUUUAAACAUUCGUCAGAAUCUCUGAGUGCAAUGAUUCACAUGUUGGUGCGUGGUCGAAGGGUGUCGGAUGCACAACCUCUGAUUCUUAGAAUGGUUAGAAAGAGUGGCAUUUCGCGUGUUGGAGUGGCAGACUCUUUGGUUUCAACUUAUAGCAGUUGCGGCUCAAGUUCUUUGAUCUUUGAUCUGUUUGUUAGAACGUAUGUGCAGGCUAAGAAGUUGAGAGAAGGAUUUGAGGCGUUUCAGGUGUUUAGAAGAAAGGGAUUUUGUGUUUCGAUAAAUGCUUGCAAUAGUCUUCUUGGUGGGCUUGUGAAGGUCGGGUGGUUUGAUUUGGCAUGGGUGGUCUACGGGGAAGUUGUUAGCAGUGGGAUUCAGUUAAACGUUUAUACACUAAAUAUAAUGGUUAAUGCCUUAUGCAAAGCUCGCAAAAUUGAGAGCGUUAAAUUCUUCUUAUCGGAUAUGGAAGAGAAGGGGGUGUUUUCAGAUAUUGUGACAUAUAAUACACUAAUCAAUGCAUAUUGUCGCGAAGGGCUUCUAGAAGAAGCUUUUCAGUUAAAGAACUCUAUGUCUUCUAAGGGGUUGAAACCUGAGCUUUUCACGUACAAUGCUAUCAUGAAUGGUUUAUGUAAAGUAGGAAAUUAUGCAAGAGCAAAGGAACUGUUGGAUGAAAUGUUGCAAGGUGGAUUGAAUCCUGAUACUACUACUUAUAAUACAAUGCUUUUUGAGAGCUGUAGAAAAGGUGAUAUUUUAGAGGCUGAGGAAAUUUUCCAUGAAAUGUCACUGAGAGGUGUUGUUCCUGAUAUAGUUAGUUUCAGUUCACUUAUUGGGGUUUUUUCGAGGAACAAAAAUAUUGAUCGUGCGUUACUAUAUUUUCGAGAUAUGAAAAGGGCAGGCUUGGUUCCAGAUAAUGUGAUCUACACCAUUCUUAUAGAUGGAUAUUGUAGAAAGGGAAUGAUGUUAGAGGCUUUGAAGCUGCGUGAUGAAAUGCUUGAGCAAGGUUGCACUAUUGAUGUGGUAACGUUCAAUACAAUUUUAAAUGGACUGUGUCGAGAGAAAAUGCUUUCUGAUGCAGAUGAGCUUUUCAAUGAAAUGUUGGAAAGGGGUGUCAUUCCUGAUUUUUAUACUUUCACAACGCUCAUUCAUGGCUAUUGCAAGCACGGGAAUAUGACUAAAUCUCUCAAUCUGUUUGAUGCAAUGACUAAUGGAAAUAUUAAGCCUGAUAUUGUCACAUACAACACAUUGUUUGAUGGCUUCUGCAAACUAGGUGAAAUGGAUAAAGCUAAGGAGUUAUGGGGUGACAUGGUUUCAAGAAGGAUAUUACCCAAUCACAUUUCAUAUGGCAUCCUAAUCAAUGGAUUUUGUAGCUUGGGGAACGUGCAUGAGGCGUUUAGGUUGUGGGACCAGAUGAUUGAAGAAGGCAUCAAACCCACUCUAGUUACUUGUAACACUGUCAUUAAAGGUUAUUGCCGCUCUGGUGACACAACAAAGGCAGAUGAGUUCUUAGGCAAAAUGAUUUCAAAAGGAGUUGUUCCUGACAGUAUUACUUACAACACUUUGAUUAACGGAUAUGUAAAAGAAGAGAAUCUGAACAAAGCAUUUUCCUCAGUUCAGGAGAUGGAAAAGCAAGGGAUACUGUCGGAUCAGUUUACAUACAAUAUAAUUCUAAAUGGGUUCUGUAGGCAAGGUAGAAUGCACGAAGCCGAGCUAGUAUUGCGGAAGAUGAUUGAGAGAGGUGUAAAACCUGAUAGAUCCACUUAUACGUCAUUGAUAAAUGGACAUGUGACCCAGGACAAUUUGAAGGAGGCAUUUCGGUUCCAUGAUGAGAUGCUUCAAAGGGGAUUUGUGCCAGAUGAUGAAUUCUAGUUUGCUCUUGCAGCUGAAGAUAUUUACUUGAGGAGAUGAAGAAACCUUCUUCCUUCAAAUGUAAGUCCAUGUUUCAGUAGUACGUACAGUGAUGGCUAGAAGACAUAUUAUUCCAGGAAUGGAGCCAGAUUCAGUCCGGUGAGAUCAGAGAGUUGAAGCAGGUUAGAUGACCACUCUAGCAUAUUCGAGAACCUCUGUUGCAGGGAAGACUGGAGAGGCUGGACUCACUGCCCAGUGCUGUAAGGUUAUAAUUUGUGAACUCCAAGCUCAUCUCGCUCUUUUGGAUGACUAACGAGCCAUCUCAAAAAAACAGAGACUAAUUACACUGAGUGAUGAUUUUGAGGAAUACCAAAAGCAAAAGAAAAAUUGCACAUCUGAAAAAUAAGGUGUGACUGGCCUGAUGAAGCCAGUACGAAGCCAGUACGAAUGUGCCCUCAUCAGUCAUCAGUCAUCACAGUGUGCUGCAAAAAUGGCACCCUGCAAUAAUUUGGGAGGAGAGGCCGGGGGAGCCAUCUACAGGCUUUUGUAAUGUUGGUAUCGGCAGCUGUUUUCGGAAUUUGACGUGACAGGUUGUGAAAAAUUCCUAAUAUCGAUCGGUUUUACAAAUCCAUUGAGAACAAAAAUUGUGAAUCUUCAAAUUCCUUUACUAUUUAUUUUCAUCAAUUCUCUUGUAAAUUAGAACGAUGCUACAAAAAAAUUCCAUUAUAUAUGAUCACUGUUAUUAUUA
Molecule: messenger RNA, 3549 nt
Organism: Malus domestica (apple)
Lineage: Eukaryota; Viridiplantae; Streptophyta; Magnoliopsida; Rosales; Rosaceae
Product: pentatricopeptide repeat-containing protein At5g01110
Molecular function (GO): protein binding
Source: RefSeq, a predicted model, not a curated record